GGUUCUUCAAUUAGUCUGAGUCUCGUUUGAGUUGUGGUUUCUACACGAACACAGAGAAAGAAGGAAAUGGCAGAAAUUGCUCCAGCUCCCGCCGCCGCUCCGGCCAAAGCAGCCAAGAAGAAGAGCGCCAAGCCGAAGAAGGCUGGUCCCAGCGUAGGUGAGCUGAUCGUGAAAACUGUGGCCGCGUCCAAGGAGCGCAGCGGUGUGUCUGCUGCUGCCCUCAAGAAGGCUCUGGCUGCUGGAGGAUACGAUGUGGACAAGAACAAAGCCCGCGUCAAGACCGCCAUCAAGAGCCUGGUGUCCAAAGGCACUCUGGUCCAGACUAAGGGAGUCGGUGCCUCCGGGUCGUUCAAGAUGAGCAAAAAGGUGGAGACUAAAGCCAAGAAGCCCGCAAAGAAAGCCGUGGCUCCCAAAGCUAAGAAGCCCGCAGCCAAGAAACCCGCAGCGGCCAAGAAGCCCAAGAAAGCUGCAGCAGCAGCAGCCAAGAAGCCCGCAGCUGCUAAGAAGUCCCCCAAGAAGGUCAAGAAGCCCGCAGCGGCCAAGAAGCCAGCCAAGAGCCCCAAGAAAGCCACCAAGAGCCCCAAGAAGGUGGUCAAAAAGGCUCCUGCAGCCAAGAAGGCACCAGCUAAGAAGGCAGCCAAACCCAAAGCCAAGAAGGCAGCUCCCAAGAAGAAGUGAACUCCUCACUUCACAUCACAGCUCCACAAAGGCUCUUUUAAGAGCCACCAUAUCAUCUAAAGAGCGUUUUCUGUAUUAACAGAUUUAUUUUUUUACAUUUUGAAAAUGUAUUUCAAUUUUUGCAAUAUUGUCUUCGGAUUUAACAGAUUUACUUUUAGCCAUCAAGGUCAACUAUCAACUGUCUAAAUUAUUUUACACUUGGAAACUGGUCUUUAGCUGCUUAUGUUGAACAUACAAUUCAAUUCAUGGAUGAUUUGCACAUUUUAAUUCAUUGCAAGGAAAAAAAAUGCUUAAAUUAAAAAUAAAUUUAACAUGGGCACAAAUAAUUAUUACCCAUCAAUCUCAAGUAGGUCAGAUUAUAUACAUUUCCUAAUGCUAACUUUUCAAAUAAUUAAGAGUCGUUGAAACAUUAAACAUACCUGUGAUCACGCAGACCUCAAAUUUUAAGGUGAAACUUCUGUAAAAAAAGAAUUAAAAACGUAUAUAAUAUAUUAUUAGCCUAGUGAACUAGACCAAAUUCUUGCUAUGCAAAGGGCUUGCCAGGCUAAUAUAUUAUAACUCCGGUUCGUUUCAAACAUUGACUUUAACGAAAUAAACAUUGUUGCACUAGUAACAUUCUAGCAAUUAAAUGUUUCUACUUAAUCUAAAA
Nothobranchius furzeri (turquoise killifish) is the source of this 1327-nucleotide messenger RNA. RefSeq names its product histone H1-like. NCBI's taxonomy places the organism in Eukaryota, Metazoa, Chordata, Actinopteri, Cyprinodontiformes, Nothobranchiidae. Gene Ontology annotation, cellular component: nucleus; nucleosome. The record is from RefSeq and is a predicted model, not a curated record. Gene Ontology annotation, molecular function: structural constituent of chromatin; double-stranded DNA binding; nucleosomal DNA binding. Gene Ontology annotation, biological process: negative regulation of DNA recombination; nucleosome assembly; chromosome condensation.